Messenger RNA from Knipowitschia caucasica, 1527 nucleotides. The record is from the annotation of a GenBank genome assembly. Lineage: Eukaryota; Metazoa; Chordata; Actinopteri; Gobiiformes; Gobiidae.
AUGUGGAGAGUUCAAGGAUUGUUGGGAAGAGUUUUACAUCGAUAUCAUGCCAGUGGCCCCCUGCGUCUGCCCCAGAACCACCAUGUGGAGGAUGAAGUUCUCAACACAUCAUCUCUACUGCCCAACUCAAGACAGUCCUCGGACAGCAGUUCCCAGAGACAAGAAGACGGCGAGAGGAGGAGGAAACAGAGGACAUCGCACUUUUCAUUUGCAAAUCUCCCACGAUACACCGCUCUAGAUGCAGUGGGAUGGGGGGCAGCAGCUGUCUUGUUCAUGCAGGUGUGCAGGAGGAUCCACUCCCAGUUCUCCACUGGGUCCGACCAUCGUCCCACAAAAGGAGCCCUGACCGAAGCCUCCACCUUGCACAAAUGUGGCUAUCGCAUCUUGCUUGAAACAUUGGUGAGGCGUGAUGUCCUGCCCAGAGGAAGACGUGUUUUAUGUGUGAAGGGGGUCCCAGAAACACGAACCCCAGAUCAGUCCGUCCAUCAGAGCAGCAGCAUUGAAGAUAGUUCGCUCAGUUACAAUCAUGAAGACAGCCUAUCCGCAAGUCCCAGUCCUGAGCACCACAGGCCACUCUCAGACUGUGAUUCCUCUUCAUUUGAGGAUUCUUUGCUUUCACCUUUGGAUGAUGUUACUAAGCACUAUAAGACUGAAACUACACACGUCAAUGGCCAAAAUGUUUUAUCAGAAGACGAGAAGCUUGAAGAAGCCGCUCACAACCUCGGACAUGUGGGAGACUCCAGUGUGCCUGUUAUCCUGAAUAUUAUUGGUUUACAAAAUGCCAACAGUGACAAUUAUGAGGAGGCAUUUACCUGCUUUCUGGCCGCAGCUCAUCUGGGUUACCCUAAAGCCCAGUUUAACAUCGGCGUUUGUUAUGAGAAAGGUCGAGGAGUCAGCCGGGACCUGGAGAAAGCAAUACAUUACUAUAGACAAGCAGCAGCUAAUGGCCACGCACAAGCCCAGUAUCGCUGUGCAAAGUUGCUUCUGAGCAGUAGGACGCAUCUCAGUGACGACGAGCUGAAGACUGCGACUGACCUUCUAGAGAAAGCUUUUGCUGCUGGAAUAACCAAGGCUCAGAAGUGCCUCGCCUCUGUUUAUUCCCGUACACCUGCAAUCAAGUCUGUGCAGGACCUGAAGAUGGCAGCAGAGAGUGGAGACAACACUGCUCUGCUCUUUCUGGGUCAGUGUUACAGAAAAGGCCUCGGCGUUCCCCAGAAUCUAAACAAAGCAGUUGAUUUCUACAUACAAGCAACUAAAGUGGACAACAAGCAGGAGAGGAGCCUGAAGCAGUCCAACAGUCACAAAGACACCAACACACAAGAUGUCUUAUUGCGCUCUAUCCGCUCAGCUCCCUGUUUUCAACGGCCGCUUUUAUCUUUGGGCAUCAGUCACUCGCUCUCCUCCAGGGAGGCCCUCAUACCCCACUCCUGGAGCACCAACAGCCUGUGUGUGCCCCCCACUGUGCCCCCCCUCCUUCCUCAGAGUAAAGCAGGAGGCACCUGUAAAUGGACCCUGGGGAUUGGGUAG